Molecule: messenger RNA, 5360 nt
Organism: Pelobates fuscus (common spadefoot toad)
Lineage: Eukaryota; Metazoa; Chordata; Amphibia; Anura; Pelobatidae
Product: neurabin-1-like
Exons: 18
Coding region: 367-4362 (1331 amino acids)
Biological process (GO): actin filament organization; calcium-mediated signaling; neuron projection development
Cellular component (GO): actin cytoskeleton; dendrite; postsynaptic density
Molecular function (GO): actin filament binding
Source: RefSeq, a predicted model, not a curated record
CUGCCCGCUGCCAGCUCGCGCCUCGGGGAGUGAGUUAUUUGGGAAGAGGGAGAGGAGGAGGGAGAAAAAAAAAAAGAAGUAGAAGAAGGAGACGGAUCCCGGGGGAGGCGAGUGGGAGGAGGGAAAAGUGAUGGCGGCACGGCGGCUGAGAGCGGCUUAAUCAAUACUCGCCACUUGUUGGCUCUUCCCGGAGACUGUGCGGCGGCUGGGAGAAGGAGGGACAGCCCGAGCCGGCCACACGGAAACUUCAGCAGAUGGUUGUCUUGUGGCAAUGGAAUUAUACAGACUGAAUGUGGUGGGGUGACUCCUUACUUGGGGUUUCCCAUGAACUCAGAGGAGAAAUCAUUCUUAUGAUUUCUGUUGUCCAUGUUACCAGGAGUGACAGUGAAUUAUUUUCCUGAAGACUACAUAAUUAGUGACAUAAAAAUGAUGAAAACCGAAGGGAAAGGGGAGAGGACACUUAGAAGUGCUUCUCCACACAGAAAUGCAUACAAGUCUGAUUUCCAUGCCAUUAAGUGUUCAUUUGAUGGUGUAAAACCUGAAAUUUCACCUAAGCCAGUGUCUCUGAAGCUGAAUACCAAUGGAUCUCCAGGUGAAACAAGAGGACGUGCCUCAUAUGGUAACCGUGUCCACAAGAUCAAAAAUAUGUUCAUGCAAAUGAGUUCAUGUCCCAAUGAAAAUACUGUGGAGACUAAACUAAUUAAAACAGAUUCUGUUUCCCCUGUGACAAACAAUUCUAGUGAAAGUGUACAAAAGAUCAAUGCCUUAAAUGCAAGUCCUGAACUGCCAUCUCCCGAGAAGGUGGUCAAGACAAAUGAGGAAGUGGAUUUGGACAAGGCAUCCUUGGCUGAAAAGUUUUCAGAAACCAGGAAGCUGUUUGAAAGAAACCUCAACCGUCAAUCUACAUUUGACAGAUCAUCUCCCACCAAGGAAGAAAAGGUGUCCAGGAUUGAACGAAGACAUGGCUCUUUUGAAUUAGAAAGUGCUUCUUCUGAUCGCAGCCCAUCUAGUGUAUCUUCCAUGACAAGUAUUGCCACAUCUCCUACAUCUUCUAAGAAUAGAGAAUCCCAAGAGACAAAUGUAUUAAGUCACAGAUCAUCCUCCACUUCUUCCUCUGUCAGUGCAGGACCAAUCUCCAGGAGGCUGGAUAGUUUUCUUGGUGACAGUGAUGGCGAGGAAAACAAAGACUUGUCCAAGGCAGAUGACUGUUUGAGCGAUGCUGAGAAUUCAAGUUUGCCACCAGCAGAAAACAGCAUAAAUACUUUGUCAGCCAAGAAACUGAAUAAUAAUGUUGGGACCAAACACAUUUCUACUCAUGACCAAAGGUCAGAAGAGACCUUGUCCUUGGAGAGUAAAUCACGCUGUUCAAAUGCUGUAAUUGGAGAUGACAUAACGUCUCUUAAGAAUAACAAUAGCAUAUUUAACAACUCAUCUGAUUCUAAGAGUUCUGUAACUGAAAAAUCACAAACUGAAAUGGUGAGAGCAGAACUGGUAGUCUUACAAAAUGAAUCGUCUGAGAGUGAUGGUGAAGAUUUGAAAGAUGAUGUGUUUGAUGACCUAAAGACACUUGACCAGAAACAGUUGGAUUCUGUCCAAAAGUUUGAAAAUGGUGUGAAGCAACAAAGUGAGGCAGGUUCUGAAGACCUUGCUAUCACAACAUCAGAGGACAUCCCCAGGAAACCACUUGAUGAUGUAGAGACUGUGGAUAGUGAAGAGGAUGAUGAGAGUGAAUUUGAGGAACCCAUUGAUAAAAACAAAAAUACAGUUCAAUAUUCCACAAAUGUGUAUGGGAUUGAAAAUGCUGCUUUUGACGAUGACAGAGACACAGAAACAGAGAAUUGCAUAGGUGAAAGCAAAGAAGCGUUUGCCACUGAAGAUGAGGAUUAUGAAGUCUGUAGCGAUUAUGAAGAACUAUCUGGUCUUUCUGAAGAUGAGAACCCGGAGCCCAACCGAAAGGUCAAGUUUUCUACUGCUCCAAUUAAGGUGUUCACUACAUUCUCAAAUGAAGAUUAUGACAGACGUAAUGAAGAGGUGGAUCCAGUUGCAGCCUCCGCAGAGUAUGAACUGGAGAAAAGAGUGGAAAAAAUGGAUGUUUUCCCUGUGGAGAUUGAAAAGGGUGAUAGUGGACUUGGUAUUAGUAUCAUUGGAAUGGGGGUCGGGGCUGACCAGGGUUUGGAGAAGUUGGGAAUCUUUGUGAAAACAAUUACUGAAGGUGGAGCAGCUCAGAGAGAUGGCCGUAUUCAAGUCAAUGACCAGAUAGUCGAGGUUGAUGGUACAAGCUUAGUAGGAGUUACUCAAUUUUUUGCUGCCACAGUACUGAAAAACACCAAAGGUACAGUCAGAUUUCUUAUUGGGAGAGAGAGACCAGGUACACAGAGUGAAGUGGCACGUCUUAUAAGUGAAACCUUGGAACAGGAGAGAUGCCAGCAACAAAUCUAUAACCAGCAAUACUCAGAGGGCAGUACUGGGCAGGAAGAUUUUGAUGAAGAUGACGACGAUGACGACGAUGAUGAUGAUGAUGAUGAAGAUGAAGACAAUCUAGGAACUCAUUUACUUGGUGGAAAUUCUGUUGAGGUUUUUGAGUUGUCUGAGAGUGAGGAAACUAAUUUUGCUUUGGAUAUGGAUUCAUCACAACUGGCACUUAAAUUUAAAGAGCUUCAACUCAAACAUGCAGUUACUACUGCAGAAGUGAGCAAGCUGAAAGACCGAAUUAAAGCUACUGAAACUGAAAAAAUGGAUUGGGAGGCUAACAAGAUAAAGUAUCAGCAGUCUAUUGACGAAAACAAGGAAAAAAUUAAAAAGUUGGAAACCUACUGGCUGGAAGCUCAAGGACUUUGCAAAACUGUUAGUGAACACUUGAAAGAAACACAGGAGCAGUAUGAUGCAUUGGAGAAAAAAUAUGCCAAGGCCAAAAAGCUACUGAAGGAUUUUCAGCUUAAGGAAAUAGAAUUUGAAAAAAAAGAAGAGGAGCACAGAGAGCUUCUGAAACAAAAAGACAGGCAUCAUACAGAACAAAUUGGUACUCUGAAUGCAAGGAUCUCUGCACUUGAGGACAGGCUGCAUGCGUAUGAACUUAAAGGAUUACCAUCCAACAAGAACGAGGAAAUUAAUGAAAUCUGCUCAGAGUUGUCGAGGGGCCAUCCUAGUGUGGCACAAACUCCAGAAGAUUUAGAAUUUGAAGAUCCAGUAGAAGAUUUUGAUGUGUGUGUGGGAGAAACUCAGCGUUUAGACACUAGUGCCCACAGGGCGAAAGCUCAGCUUGCACUUAAAGUGAAAAAGCAACGUCCAUCACGGAAUAAACUAAAGGAAUCUUUUGUUAGUGAUAGGCAUAGUAUUAAAAUAGAGGAGGGUGAUGCAGAAGAAAUGGUUCAGACUGCAACUGCCAACUCUUGUGAGAACAAAGCUGAAGACACAGAGGAGCAGUUGGCUAUGCCAGUAUCUCAGGAUGAAGAUCAAUGGACUGAAAAGUGUCAACCUGCAGAAAGUUUAGGUAGCCUUCUGGAAUCAAACCCCUCCAUUUCCGCUUCCUCCUCCCCAGCACACAGGACUAACACUGAAACCAUUCUAACCAAAAGUCAGUCUCCCACAGGGGAAGAGGUAGCGCAGACCUCUCCGGGAGGAUACAUUAGAAAUACCAAGCUGAGAGAGUCUAAGGGCAAAAGCAAAGUCGCCAAAGAUGAGAAGAAAAAUGAUGACAAAGCAGGCGAGUCCAAUGAAAGCACUGGAAAGCACAAACGAAGAUUCCCUGACUUUGGAGGAUUGCGGAAGUCUGGAGGCAAGGGCAAAAAACAUGAUCGAGAGACUCGAAGUUCAUUGGAUAGCCGUGGUUCUAGAGAUCUUCUUGAGGAUGCUGGCAAUCAGUCCCUGUCCGAUUCAGAUUCACCGGUACCCACUUGCAUGCCUUUCUCUUGGUUUGGAGAGAGCCACAAAGAAUCUGGCAGCUUCACCUUCCCGCAGAGUGGGCCUGAAAAUAAUGUGGAGCAAGGGCAAGAAAAAAGUAGAAAUAAGGCACUAGAUGAUGAUGCCAGCACAACUGGGAAACAAAAUCAGUGGCAUAAUAGACCUGUAUGUGACUGGACUGCUCAACAAGUGUGCCACUGGCUAAUAGGAAUGAACAUGGAACAAUAUAUCACGGAGUUUACAGCCAAAAACGUAGAUGGGCAGCAAUUAAUGUUGCUGGACAGUGACAGAUUGAAGGCACUGGGUGUUUCAAGUCAGACUGAUCGAGCCACAAUCAAAAAGAAAAUUAAGGAAAUCAAAAGAGCACAAGAAAAACUGGAAAAACAAAAGGAGAAGUUUUCUAAAAAAGAAAUACAAAAACGUAGUGGCAAAGUAGUUGGUACUGUGGAGUCAAACUGCUGAGUCUUCCACACGUUGUAUCUGUAUAUAUGUGUACAAUUAAACACUAUUGGACAGUAACAUUUAUAGGAUUACAUUACUGUAGAAUCUGCUACCAAAAGAGAUUAUCUAUUUCCAAGGAUCAUAUUUCAGUAGCAUAUUAAAUAAUUAUAUUUCUACUGAUUCAUUAAAACCUGUCCGUCUAUAGAAUUAUAUAUUCUAAAAACAUUCAAACCCUUGUUCUACAACCACUAAUAUAGCUUGAUUGUGCUUUUUGUUUCAAUUUUAGCAUGAAUGGAUUAAUAGGACUUUUUUUUUUUUUCUGAUUUUUCCUUGACGACACCACUGGUCUCUUAGAAGGAUUUCUGUCACAUUAAAUUACAUGUUGAUUUAUGCUGGGAAUUGGCGAUCAUUUUUAUCAUGAUCCAUACCUUAACCACUUUGAUGGCUAGCUUGUAAAUCAGAAUGGACAGCUGCUAUGUGCAUCGACCUUGUUACAUCGCAAGGUCAACUACAAAACACUAUGAAAUGUUCAACUGUGUUCAAGUCAUCUAAAUGUUGCUGAAUCGGAAAAUGGAAUGGUGAACAUUUAAUCCUUAACAUGAUUUCAUUACAUUGUGAAAGUCUCUUUGUAGAGUUACCAUCUGGCUUUCUCUCUGUUGUGAACUAUGAUUUGUAACAGGUCUAAAAAGCUACAUUGGCUGGCUGAACGUCAUGAGAACUAUAGUGCAACAACUGACUAGACAAAAGUUAUCCAUCCAUUCUUGCAGUGGAUAUUCCAAAAAUAAGCAACACUAAGAAUCACAAGUUUGGCCAAUCUGUGAUCCAAGAUUUUUUUUGUUUGUUUUUGUUUAUUUCCUUUGCCUAAUUUUAGAAGAGCCUUAACCUUCAUUAUGUCAUUGCCUUCCCUUUCUGGGCACUUUACCUCGGAUACCUUUUUAAUGCUACACUAAGGUUUCGGUUCUUGAAGGGUCCGCUAGGAAUAUUCAUUGCGAGUCUUUGUAAAGUUGCAGCAGUUAAAA